Messenger RNA from Dovyalis caffra, 828 nucleotides. NCBI's taxonomy places the organism in Eukaryota, Viridiplantae, Streptophyta, Magnoliopsida, Malpighiales, Salicaceae. The record is from the annotation of a GenBank genome assembly.
AUGGGCUCACAAGCAGCAGCAGCUGCAUCAGCCUCCUAUUUAUCUUCCAUCAACUGGGUGGCUCUAAAUUCAUCUCAGUUAUCAUCUUUCAACCCUUCAUUUCUCCCCCUCAAAGCCAAAACCAGUCCCAUUCCUCUUCAUGCUAGUAUAAAGAAGGAUAUUUCUUGCGUCAGAAACACAAACCAUCAUCUCCUUAAACUCCAAAAUGUAAGAACCAGAGCUACCCUAGAUGAAAGUGCUCCUGCCCCACUUCCUGUCCAAGAAGAAGAAGAAGAAGUGCAGUCCCAACGCAGCAAAGAAGUUGAGGAGAGUGUGAAAGUGCUCAAGAAUGCUGCAAAGACAAGAAAGGUUACAGCAGAGGAGGUUUUGUCAGCUCUUUCUGUGAUUGAGAAGGCCAAACUUGACCCCUCAGAGUUUCUUAAUACACUUGGUGGGUUGAAAUCCCCUGGCAGAACUUGGAUGCUUAUUUUCACGGCUGAGAAAAAAUUGGAUCGUGGACGGUACUUCCCCCUCACUGCCAUUCAGAGGUUUGAUGCUGCUGGCAAGAGAAUUGAAAAUGGAGUAUAUCUUGGACGAAUUGGAUUCUUGACGUUUGAAGGCAGAUUAUCAUGGAAGAACAGAAUACUGGCCUUCAUUUUUGAGCGCAUGCGCAUAAAAAUUGGACCUUGGAACCCUUUUGAGAUCAGUCUUGGCCAAAAGGAAGACAGAGAACCAAGCACAAAGGAUCCUUUCUUUAUCUGGUUUUAUAUUGAUGAGGAAAUAGCUGUUGCUCGAGGCAAAAGUGGGGGAAUGGCUUUUUGGUGCCAAUGUCGCCGUGUUGCUACUUGA